UGUGACCGGGAGCCGGGACCCGGGGAGCGGACGGGAGCGGAGCCCAGCGAUUCAUCUCCUGGUGGGCCCAGCUCCCCAGAGGUCUACCCUGACCCACCCCUCCUUCAACACUGGACCCUCGUGCCCAGGGAGGGGGCCGUGCCAAGGGACCCGGUGGAGAAGCCCCCCCUCUGCCCCCAGCCCCUGCCCUCGUGCAGCCCUUGGGCUCCCCGGGGGCAGGAGGGGCCGGGCUGGGCCAGGCGGGGCAGCUGGGCUAUGAUUUGGUUCCUUUUCCUGGCUACCCUGAGCUUGUUGAUCUGCCAGGGGGUUGACGGAGACUCCGCGGCCAUAGCCGUGGUGGGCCGGGCGGGACAGAGCGCCCUGCUGACCUGCGACCUCCUGCCGCCUUCGGGACGACCCCCCCUCCACGUCAUCGAGUGGCAGCGGUUCGGCUUCCUGCUCCCCAUCUUCAUCCAGUUCGGCCUCUACUCCCCCCGCGUGGACCCGCAGUACCUGGGACGCGUGCAACUGCAAGGCGGCGCCUCGUUGCGCAUCGACGGGCUCCGUGCGGAGGACCAGGGCUGGUACGAGUGCCGCGUCCUCUUCCUUGACCGGCCGGGGCCUGAGGACGACUUCCGCAACGGCUCUUGGGUGCAUCUCGCCGUCCGCUCGCCCCCCCGGUUCCACGAGACGCCGCCGUCGGUGCUGGAGGCCCGGGAGCAGGAGCCGCUGACCCUGCGCUGCGCCGCCAGCGGAAGCCCCCAGCCCCGGCUCGUCUGGAAGCGCAACGGACAGGACCUUCAGGCUCGGGGCUCUGUGCAGGUGCAGAACGGGACCCUGCGGAUCGUCCGGCUGGAGCGGGGCCACGCCGGCCUCUACACCUGCCAGGCGUCCAGCUCCGAGGGCACGGCCACGCACACCACCCGCCUGUUGGUGCAGGGGCCGCCGGUGAUUGUAGGGCCCCCGGAGAACAGCACGGUCAACGCCACCCAAGAUGCCCUCCUGGCCUGCCAGGCCCAGGCCUACCCUGCCAACCUCACCUACAGCUGGUUCCAGGGCGACACCAACGUGUUCCACAUCAGCCGCCUGCAGCCCCGGGUGCGGGUCCUGGUGGACGGCAGCCUCCACCUCCAGGCCGCCCAGCCCGACGACGCCGGGCGCUACACCUGCGUGCCCAGCAAUGGCCUCCCCCGCCCUCCCUCCGCCUCUGCCUUCCUCGACGUGCUCUACCCUGCCCAGGUGACCGAGAUGCCCGCAGAGACCCCCCUGCCCACAGGUAUGCGGGGCGUGAUCCGCUGCCCCUCCCGCGCUAACCCCCCCCAGCUCUUCGUCCGCUGGACCAAGGACGGCCAGGCCCUGCAGCUGGACAAGGUGCCAGGCUGGUCGCAGGCGGCAGAUGGCUCCGUGGUCGUGGCCGUGGCCAAUGAGGACGCAGAGGGGGAGUACACGUGCACCCCCUAUAACAGCCACGGCACCACCGGCGCUUCCCCGCCCACCCGCGUGCAGCUCAAGGCCCCCCCGGCUCUAGUGGUGCUGCCCAAGGCUGAAUAUUUCCAGGAAGUAGGGCGAGAACUGGUCAUCCCUUGUGUGGCCCAAGGGGACCCCCUGCCCACCAUCACCUGGACUAAGGAGGGACCCAGGCCACGGAGCGAGGCCCGGGUGGAUGGGAACGGCAGCCUGGUCCUCCGACCGCUGACCAAAGAGGCCUACGGGCGCUGGGAGUGCACCGCCGUCAAUGCCGUGGCCAGCGUGGCCGCUGGCACCACCGUCUACGUGCUGGGGACCAGCCCCCAUGCCGCUACCAACAUCUCCGUGCAGCCGCUGCCCACGGGGGUCAACGUGUCGUGGGAACCCGGCUUCGAUGGAGGCUACCUGCAGAGGUUCAGCGUGUGGUACACCCCGCUGCCCAAGCGGCCGGACCGGGCCCAUCACGGCUGGUUGUCCCUGCCGGUGCCCCUCGGUGCAGCCCAUCUACUGGUGCCCAACCUGCAGCCCCACGCCAGCUACCAGUUCAGCGUCCUGGCCCAGAACAAGUUGGGCAGUGGACCCUUCAGCGAGAUCGUGUCCUCCUCUCCGGCCGGCCUCGGGACGACCCCUGCAGACCCUUCUGUGCCCCCGUUGGAGCAGCACCUGCUCCUGUCUCCGCCACGGGCCCUGAAGGCGGCGGGCACAGCCCGGGGGGUGUCACUGAGCUGGGAGCCUCCGCUGCUGGCCCCGGGGGGCCUGGCAGGCUACGCCCUGGAAGGAAGGCACUAUGCCCUGGAAGGAAGGCAUGGGCCUGGCAGCUGGGAGGUGUUGAACCGGGACAUCAGCGGCGCUGACACACAGCUGGUGGUGCCAGGCCUCAUCAAGGACUCCUUCUACGAGUUUCGCCUGGUGGCAUUCGCGGGCAGCUACAUCAGUGACCCCAGCAACACGGCCAACAUCUCCACGGCCGGGAUGGAGGUGUACCCGUCCCGGACGCAGCUCCCGGGGCUGCUGCCCCAGCCCGUGCUGGCCGGCCUGGUGGGCGGCCUCUGCUUCCUGGCCACCGCCGUCCUGCUCAGCGCCGCCGCCGCCUGCUUCAUGAACCGCCGGCGCCGACUGGCCGCUCGACACAAGCGCAGACAAGAUCCCCCUCUGGUCUUUUCCCCGCUCCGGAAGUCACCUCCGCACUCGGCCGCAGGCUCCGGCAGCCCCGACAGCGUGCUGAAGCUGCAGCUCCGCCCGUCCCCGCGCCCUUCACCUCGCCCGUCCCCACAUCGCUCCCCGUGCCCGACCCGGCCCUGGGCCGGGGCCGGCGACAGGACCGGCCUCCUCAGCCCCCUGCCGUCAGGGCCGCCCCCCGGCCCGGACCCUCCGCUCCUGGAGCCCAUCAGCCGCGGGCCCGACGGCCGCUUCGUGGUCGGGGGGGUGGUCGCACCCCUCUCCCCGCCCGCCCGGCGUCCGGGGUCGCCCUUCGCCACCAGCAGCAGCCCGGCGGUGGCGGCCGAGGAGGCGAUGGUCCGGCCUCUCUGCAUCGUCGACAUCAGCCCGGUGGGCUCGCCCGCCCCGACCCCCUCCCAGAGCCCCUCUCUGCCCCCGACCCCCUCCCCGGCCCCCUCGGGCCUCCUGCACUACCUGAGUUUGCCCUUCUUUCGGGAGAUGAACGUGGAUGAGGACGAGCCCGCCGGGCCCAUCCCCCCGCCCGACUACAUGGACACGCGGCCCCCGGACCCCCCACCCCGACCCCCACAGCCCCAGCCCCAUCCCUGCCCCCAACCCCUCCGGGGCAGCCUCACCAGCCAGAGCAGCGGCAGGGGCAGCGCUUCCUUCCUGCGCCCGCCCUCCAUCGUCCCCUCCUCGGGGGGCAGCUACCUCAGCCCCCCGGCCCCGGAAGACACGACCAGCUGGGCCAGCUGGGCCAGCUGGACCAGCUGGGGGGGUGGGCCCGAGGCCCGGCCAUCCAGGGAGCACGUGGUCACCGUCAGUAAGAGGAGGAACACGUCCGUGGACGAAAACUACGAGUGGGACCCCCAGGGCCCGGCGGAAACCGAGCUGCUGGAGGCUCUGCGGAUGGUGCGGGGCGGCGGCGGGAGACCCUGGCCCGGCUCGUCCGCUGCCCUGCAGGAUCGGCCCCACGGCUCCAAAGGGUCGGAGUCCAGGCGACGCCCGGACAGUGCCCGGUGGGCGGAGACCCUGAGCAUUAGUGCCGGCGCCCCGUCCGGCCCCGAGGCCCGCUGCGCUGCCCUACGCGAGGAAUUCCUGGCCUUCCGGCGGCGCCGCGAUGCCGCCCGGGCCCGGCUGCCCUCCCGCUUUGAACCCACCGCCGCCGCCCCCGGCCCCGACCAGGCCACGCUGCUCUGAGGCCCAGAACCCAGAAGCCCGGGCCCCCAGCCCCGGAUCCGGAGC
Messenger RNA from Ornithorhynchus anatinus (platypus), 3849 nucleotides. RefSeq names its product immunoglobulin superfamily member 9 (gene IGSF9). Gene Ontology annotation, molecular function: protein binding. Gene Ontology annotation, biological process: cell-cell adhesion. Lineage: Eukaryota; Metazoa; Chordata; Mammalia; Monotremata; Ornithorhynchidae. Bases 256 to 3804 code for a protein of 1182 amino acids. The transcript has 21 exons. The record is from RefSeq and is a predicted model, not a curated record.